This is a messenger RNA of Coffea arabica (coffee), 1471 nucleotides long. The record is from RefSeq and is a predicted model, not a curated record. NCBI's taxonomy places the organism in Eukaryota, Viridiplantae, Streptophyta, Magnoliopsida, Gentianales, Rubiaceae.
AGCCACAAUGGUAGUACUGGUAUUCAAAGCUUGCAUCCAGAAGAGCAUGUUUUCAGAAGUCGAUAUCCACCAGCAAUUCCCAGCGACCUGACUCUGCCAGAUUUUGUGCUCCAGAAUGCGGAGUUGUACUCAGAAAAGGUGGCAUUUGUGGAUGCAGCCACCGGAAAAGGAUACACUUAUGCUGAAGUUGCAAGAGACAUCAGGAGGUUUGCCAAGGCCUUACGGUCAAUUGGCUUGAGGAAAGGAUGCGUCGUGGUGGUAGUGCUGCCAAACAUAGAAUAUGCCAUUAUUGCUUUAGGGAUCAUGUCCGCUGGAGGAGUAUUUUCUGGUGCAAACCCAGCCUCCCAUGCAUCAGAGAUUAAGAAGCAAGUUGAAUCAGCUGAAGCUAAACUUAUCAUCACUGAUGCAUCGACCUACAAAAAGGUAAACGAUUUGGGGCUUUCAGUCAUAGUUGUAGGCGAGGAAGAGCGCAUCGAGGGAACCAUGAAGUGGGAUGAAUUACUUGAAGCUGCAGAUCGUGCCAGCUCCGGAAGCAAUAACGAAACGGUGCAACAAUCUGACCUUUGCGCCCUUCCAUUCUCAUCUGGCACGACCGGAUUGUCAAAAGGUGUAAUGCUUACCCAUCGGAAUAUGGUCGCCAAUCUCUGCUCAUCAUUGUUCAGCGUGGGACCUGAAAUGAUUGGCCAGGUCACUAUACUCGGUCUAAUACCCUUUUACCAUAUUUAUGGUCUCACCGGAAUUUGUUGUGCUACGAUCAGAAACAAGGGGAAAGUCGUGGUAAUGCCCAAGUAUGAACUUCGAGCUUUUAUGGACGCAUUGAUUACCCAUGAAGUCACGUUUGCACCCAUUGUGCCGCCAAUCAUUCUCGGGUUGGUGAAGAACCCUAUAGUCGAUGAAUUUGAUCUUACUAAACUCAAGCUUAGGUCCAUCAUGACGGCAGCAGCUCCCCGCCCAGAAAUUCUCAACGAGUUUGAGAAGAAGUUCCCUGGUAUUGUGGUACAAGAGGCGUAUGGGAUGACAGAGCACAGCUGCAUAACAAUUAGCCACGGAGACCCAAGUAAAGGCCAUGGAAUUGCCAAGAGAAACUCUGUGGGAUUCAUCCUUCCAAAUUUGGAAGUGAAGUUUGUUGAUCCUGAGACGGGGAGAUCUUUACCCAAGAACACCCCCGGUGAGAUUUGUGUUCGAAGCCAAUGUGUGAUGAAAGGUUACUACAAGAAUGAACAUGAAACCGCCCUUACAAUUGACAAAGAUGGGUGGCUUCAUACCGGUGACGUUGGAUACAUUGAUGAUGAUGGGGAUGUAUUCGUGGUGGAUCGGAUAAAAGAAUUGAUCAAGUACAAAGGAUUCCAGGUACGACGACAUUUUUUGUUCAAGUUUUAGUAAGGACAUGCAAUACACGAAAUAGAAACGGAAGAGUUAAUAAUGAUGAUGCAAAUGACGCAGAAGCUAUCAGCUUAACAUGCUUCUGAAU